GUCAAUACGUUCGAGGUCUUGAACAGUUUUUGAGAUUGAUUUUUUUUUGGCUGUCGCAAGAUUGUUGAUUUUUUCUUCUCCAUUCCUAUUCCCUGCUAAAUAGUCCACCAUGAAAUUGACAUUGGCUAUUAUCGCUAUCAUCUUUUGCAUUGGAACAGUUUCAGCUGUGAAGUUGCCUCCAUGCUGGGCUUAUUUACAAGAACAUGCUUCUAUUUUGGAACAUGGUGAACCUCAUAUGGUUGGUGGCUAUACGCCUCAAUGUGAUGAAGAAGGUUACUACAAAUUGAUGCAAUGCAGUGGAAGCACUGGAUAUUGCUGGUGCACAACACCUAUUGGUUUGAAAGUACCAGAAACUGAUCGUCGACCAGGCCAUGCAAAUGGAUUAGAUUGCAAAGCCGAAGUUGCAAAGUAUGCUAAUAGUUCAUAAUGGUAGUCCAUGAGAGACAUACGGACGGUAUCAAAAAAAUUAUCAAAAUUGCAACAGUAGUAAUAAUACGUAUAGAUUCUGCAAUAGAUAAAAUAAUUAUACACGUAUAAAGGAUAAUUGUUUUUCGUCCAAUAAUCAAUCAUGAUUCUACCGUUUUUCCCCAUUAAUAUUGUAAUUUAUAUAACUUUAGAUGAAAAUGAAUUCUAUUAGACAUUAUGAUCCGAACGCUGUUUUCUUUAAACCGUGGUUAAUAACACUCUUCAAUUAAUUUAAGUCAACAUCGAUUUUAACAAGCAAUUAAUAUUACCAUAUAAUUUACAGUACUUUUUUGUCGUUCGUUCGAAUAAUAGACUAAUAAUAAUUUUAGAUCCAGGCAUUUUAUAAACAGUAAUAAAAAUAGGCUUAGAACAUUCAUA
Trichoplax adhaerens is the source of this 843-nucleotide messenger RNA. RefSeq lists its product as hypothetical. The coding region runs from base 110 to 427 and encodes 105 amino acids. The record is from RefSeq and is a predicted model, not a curated record. The transcript has 4 exons. Lineage: Eukaryota; Metazoa; Placozoa; Uniplacotomia; Trichoplacea; Trichoplacidae.